Penicillium paradoxum is the source of this 1524-nucleotide messenger RNA. RefSeq lists its product as uncharacterized. The record is from RefSeq and is a predicted model, not a curated record. Bases 1 to 1524 code for a protein of 507 amino acids. The transcript has a single exon. NCBI's taxonomy places the organism in Eukaryota, Fungi, Ascomycota, Eurotiomycetes, Eurotiales, Aspergillaceae.
AUGGACAUUUCAUCCGCUGUCGCUACGUGGCUUUCGUGCGCCGCGACACUUGUUGGUCUUGGCUCUCUCGCCACUCAGUUCAGCGCCAUCAUCGAUCACACAGAUCCAUUUCAUACCUUACGAGAUAUACAGCACUUGGGUAGCUGGUCGUGCCGGCAGCCCGAUGUACCAUGGUACCAUAUUGUCAAACCACCCCCAGUCGGGCCUGUGAUCAGGGCAAGCCUUUUCCACGGAUUCUGUGGGCAGAAUACCGUGUUUCUCAGUCGCUUGCCAUUCUCACAACAGGUUGGCCAGGCGGCAUGGUCGUUGUUACUUGGAGUCAUUCACCCAACCUCUCAAACCAAUCGUCAGCGAUACAAUGCAUUGAAAUCUUCCUCAAAAGAGGAAGUUUUGGGAUUUGCCUGCACCACGGUUGUAAUGAAUGAGCCUUCCAAUAUCAUUCCAAGUGAAAGCUGGGCCAAUAUGCCUCUUUGUCCUCUGGCGAGGCACAAGUUAACCACUUGUACUGUUAUCUCGCGAACGACCCUCAUGGCGAUCCUCUGUCUAACAAAUUCACGGCCUGUGUUCUGUCAUAGCGGUGCUUCUGGUCAUCGAGCCGCCUACGCAUGCUACUGUGGACAAUGGCGCGUGGAAUGGCCCAUUGGAGAUGUUGCGCGCGUGUACUUCCGUGCGCAUGACUCCCAUGCGUUAUCGGAUGACCCAUAUCCCCCGAUAUUCCAGCAAAGGGUUGAUAAAUGCCUACAGAUCUUGGCUGGUGUGAUUGAGUCACAGAAAUCAAAUUCAUUUAAGUGUGCGUUUCCGGGACGCAAAUCGUCUGGUCAAUGGAUCCUUGAAUAUGCAGUCAAGGGAUUCGGCGGUGCGCACGGCGGGAGGCAUCUUUACAACAUGAUUGGCGGUAACGUCAAUGAGGUGGACUUCUUGUUUAUGAAAGCUAUGCAUACCAAAAUUGAAUCAUCAGAAGACAUGAUGGUCCUUCACUUGCCUAACAAAGACACCGGGACCUUCGAUGUGACUUUGUACAUCCCAAGGCGAGAAUCCGCUAUUCUCAAUGAAGCCUUGGACAAUCUCCCAUGGACAUUCCUAUCAUGGUCCAUCCAUCGAGGGCUGCAUGAUAUUCUUGUUGCUUAUGCAAGAGAAAGGAUGGAUCGCUAUCGAAGCCGUUUGGCGGACACACUCCGCCUUACGGUAGCAAAAUGGCCAGAAAGAUUGGAUGCCAGGGGAUGGAACCCACAGUUUGUCAGGGAGAAUAUGGCAGAUAUGGCUGUAAGCGCUGUUAUGGCAGGACGAGGAAAUUCAGGGGAUGCCGUCAGGGUUGUGACUGAAAUAGCAGCGGCUUUGUGGAACGGCCCAACUUCAGCCCUUGACGAGACGAACUUUUGGAGGGAUACAAGUCCAUCAUCUUGCCCUCCGAUCCUUGACCCGAUUACUGUUGCUGCUCUUGUCAAGUGCUUCGUAUUGGAGUGGAGUAUCCACUUGGACUACCAGAUGUAUCACGAUUUCCCGUUAGAGAUGUACCUAGGAUGA